AUGGCUGCCAAAACCCACGGGGCUGCAAAGUAUGGCGGGGACAUUGCCGGCACGCAUCGUUACGGAAUGUUCAACACCAUGUCGUCUCCUCGCACUCGAGGGCAAGCCUCACCCGUCCAGCCCUUGGCGACCACCUCACGGCCAGACACUCCAACUCCGACGCCGAUUCGGGGCGACUUCAUCCCGCUAUCAUCCCCGUCCGUCAACAUGCCCUCAUCCCCGUCUCGACGUGACCAGUCUCCGGACAACGGCGUCACUCUGCACAUGAGCUUUACCGAUUCGCAGAUGAACCUUCUUGCAGAAGCCAUCUCGCGGCCCAACUCCCCAGAGAAGGGCUCUGGACGAGGCAGACCUGCCGGUGCGAGCGCAGCUCCGGCGCACCGUUGCCACUAUAGGGCAUACAGCGAGGACGCCGCGCUCGCUGCGGCGCCCCAGGCGACCACCUCGUUUCUCUCUCGUCGCCAUGCUGCUCCUCUGGUCCCGCCCCCGGGCUCACAUGUCUAUGCCAAGGCCCGCGGAAAGUCUCCCGCCCGGCCCGCCGGCCCAAUCCCUCCGCGGCAGUAUCCCGUCAAGCCGAUUCCGGUCAGGCCGAUGCCUGCAGCCCCCCAACAGCUUCGCGAGCACUCUCCUGUCCGGGACGCCACCAGGCGGGCGCGCUAUCCGGCCAACCUGAGCCACGACGGGCAUUUUGCAGGGCGAGUGGCACCAUCCGAGACUUUCGACGAUCGCUACGGGCCCCCGACUAUUGCCCAGCGUCGCGGCGGCCCACGCCCGUCUGUCGACACCCUCACGGCGCAGCUGCGCGGGAGCCCAUCGCACCGCAAGACCCCCAUCGAGAUCAUGAAGGAGCCGGCCGUUCCUGAGCGGUCCAAGUCUACGAUUACCACCAGCGCGGCUCUUUUCGGAGAAACAAGGGGCCGCGCGAACUCUAACCCUUCCCCCUCCAUCUACUCAACCGACGAGCGCAGGGCCGGGUACGAGUCCGACUACGAGACCAUCGUCCCUACCACCCCUUCGGACUCCAGGGACGAGUCCGAGGCCUUGGAGCGGUCCGGGGCCGUGAUGCGGUCCCUCGCUGAGUACGAGCAGCUAUACAACACCCACAUGUCGGUGCAGGGCGAGAUCCUAUACGAGGAGCAAGCGACCGCCGCAGACCAGGGCACCAGCUACCCGCGCGUCUACUCGCCGCUCACCCCUUUCAUCGAGACCAUGGAGGAAAAGCUGCCUAGGCACAAGAGCGUCUUUUACUGCGAGCUCGAGUACCUCGUCACGACGGCGCUCGAGGCCUACAUCACGGCGCAGUUCAACGCCGGGCGGCUGCGGCCCGUCGCGCUCAACAAGGUGGCCGAGGCGUGGCGCCACAAGGGCCGCCCGCGCGUCGUCGGGUUCCGCUACGACGUCGAGACGCAGCUCGAGCUGGUGCUGCUGCACCUGCACGACUUCAGGUUCUACGGCGAGGGGUGCGCGUCGGCCGCCGCCGUCACGGGCGUGCUCGAGAUGAUGCGCGCCGACGCCCGCGCCAUGCGCGUCCGCACCUUUUGCCAGCCCGACCUCGUCAUGGCCAAGCAGCUGCUCGACGCCCAGAAGCUGUUCAACAUCCUCGGCUGCCCGGACCACCUGCAGAUGCAGCUGCACCAGGCCGUCCGCUUCUUCAAGCUGGUGCUUGCCCGCGAGAAGGGCAUUCAGGACCGCCACUACCACGGCCGCCCGCCUUCGCCGCCGCCCAAGAGGGCUCCACCUCAGACGCCGAGGCAGUUCCAGCGCGAAAUGGGAGAGCGCCUGCCCGCCCAGGACGCCCUGCCCGGCUUUGACCGCCACCGCGGCGGCCAGGGGCCCGGUUCCUACCAUCGCCGCCAGAACUCGGAGGGUCGGAUGGAGGAGAAGGUUAUUUACCGCCGUUUCUGA
Gaeumannomyces tritici R3-111a-1 is the source of this 1905-nucleotide messenger RNA. RefSeq lists its product as hypothetical. The coding region runs from base 1 to 1905 and encodes 634 amino acids. NCBI's taxonomy places the organism in Eukaryota, Fungi, Ascomycota, Sordariomycetes, Magnaporthales, Magnaporthaceae. The record is from RefSeq and is a predicted model, not a curated record. The transcript is spliced from 3 exons.